Alligator sinensis (Chinese alligator) is the source of this 4066-nucleotide messenger RNA. RefSeq names its product fibroblast growth factor receptor 2 (gene FGFR2). NCBI's taxonomy places the organism in Eukaryota, Metazoa, Chordata, Crocodylia, Alligatoridae. Gene Ontology annotation, cellular component: membrane; signaling receptor complex. The record is from RefSeq and is a predicted model, not a curated record. Gene Ontology annotation, biological process: positive regulation of kinase activity; fibroblast growth factor receptor signaling pathway; protein phosphorylation. The coding region runs from base 85 to 2694 and encodes 869 amino acids. Gene Ontology annotation, molecular function: fibroblast growth factor receptor activity; fibroblast growth factor binding; ATP binding. The transcript has 18 exons.
CACAGCAGCAGCAGUUCCGAGUGAGAAGGUGUUAUCAAGGCUGAAGGCACAGCUUUCAGUCCAUGCUUCUGUAGAGGAGUUCAGAUGGGAUUAAAGUCCACAUGGAGAUAUGGAAAAGAACCAGGAACUUGCACUAAAAAGAUGGUCAGCUGGGAUUCGGCUUGCUUUAUCUGCCUGGUGGUGGUCACCAUGGCGGGACUUGCCCUAGCAAGACCAUCAUUCAAUUUAGUUGUUGAAGAUGCCACUUUGGAACCUGCAGAGCCUCCAACCAAAUACCAAAUCUCUCAGCCAGAUGUAUAUUCGACACUUCCGGGAGAACCACUUGAGUUGCGCUGUCAGUUGAAAGAUGCCAUCAUGAUCAGUUGGACUAAAGAUGGGGUCCCAUUGGGGCCUGACAAUAGAACAAUGAUUAUUGGGGAAUAUUUGCAAAUUAAAGAUACUACACCAAAAGAUUCGGGCCUCUACUCUUGUACAGCUGUUAGGACCUUAGAAAGUGAUUCUCUGUACUUCAUUGUAAAUGUCACAGAUGCUCUAUCAUCUGGGGAUGAUGAAGAUGACAAUGAUGCCUCUGAGGACUUUGUGAAUGACAACAACCAGAGGAGAGCACCCUACUGGACACAUACCGACAAAAUGGAGAAAAGGUUACAUGCAGUCCCAGCAGCUAACACUGUUAAGUUUCGUUGUCCAGCGAUGGGAAACCCAACACCAAGCAUGCGGUGGUUGAAAAAUGGAAAAGAAUUUAAGCAAGAACAUCGCAUUGGUGGAUAUAAGGUACGAAACCAGCACUGGAGUCUCAUUAUGGAGAGCGUAGUCCCAUCUGACAAAGGAAAUUACACGUGUAUAGUGGAAAACGAAUAUGGGUCCAUCAAUCACACAUACCACCUUGAUGUUGUUGAACGAUCUCCACACAGGCCUAUCCUGCAAGCUGGUCUACCAGCCAAUGCCUCUGCAGUAGUUGGAGGUGAUGCUGAGUUUGUCUGUAAGGUCUACAGUGAUGCUCAACCUCAUAUUCAGUGGAUAAAACACAUCGAGAAGAAUGGCAGUAAAUACGGGCCAGAUGGAUUACCGUACCUUCAAGUUUUAAAGCGUUCGGGGAUAAAUAGUUCCAAUGCUGAAGUGCUGACACUGUACAAUGUGACAGAGGCGGACGCUGGAGAAUAUAUUUGUAAGGUCUCCAAUUAUAUAGGGGAGGCCAACCAGUCUGCCUGGCUCACUGUUCUACCAAAUACAAAAGCUCCUGAGAAAGAAAAAGAAAACCCGACAUCCCCAGACUACCUGGAAAUAGCCAUUUACUGCAUAGGGGUCUUCUUAAUUGUCUGCAUGGUGCUAACAGUCAUCCUGUGUCGUAUGAAGAACACCACCAAGAAGCCUGACUUCAGUAGCCAGCCUGCUGUUCACAAGCUGACAAAGCGCAUUCCUCUCCGCAGACAGGUAACAGUGUCUGCAGAUUCUAGCUCCUCCAUGAACUCCAACACACCUCUAGUAAGAAUAACCACUCGCCUCUCCUCAACGGCAGAUGCCCCAAUGCUGGCAGGCGUCUCUGAGUAUGAACUGCCAGAAGACCCCAAAUGGGAAUUUCCCAGAGAUAAGCUGACGCUAGGUAAACCCCUUGGGGAAGGUUGCUUUGGGCAAGUUGUCAUGGCAGAAGCGGUGGGAAUCGAUAAAGACAGGCCGAAAGAAGCAGUUACUGUGGCGGUGAAGAUGUUGAAAGAUGAUGCUACAGAAAAAGAUCUGUCUGACCUGGUGUCAGAAAUGGAGAUGAUGAAGAUGAUCGGGAAGCACAAAAAUAUCAUCAAUCUUCUUGGAGCCUGCACACAGGAUGGUCCAUUGUAUGUGAUAGUAGAAUAUGCUUCUAAAGGGAAUCUGCGUGAAUACCUGCGAGCACGGAGACCUCCUGGAAUGGAAUAUUCGUUCGAUAUUAACAGGGUGCCAGAGGAACAGAUGACAUUCAAAGACUUAGUAUCAUGCACGUACCAGUUGGCAAGAGGCAUGGAAUACUUGGCUUCACAGAAAUGCAUUCAUCGGGAUUUAGCAGCAAGAAAUGUUUUGGUAACUGAAAACAAUGUAAUGAAAAUAGCAGACUUUGGCUUGGCCAGAGACAUCAACAAUAUAGAUUAUUACAAAAAGACUACUAAUGGCCGGCUGCCUGUGAAGUGGAUGGCUCCAGAAGCCCUGUUCGAUAGAGUUUACACACAUCAAAGUGAUGUUUGGUCAUUUGGUGUGCUAAUGUGGGAGAUCUUCACUUUAGGAGGGUCACCUUAUCCAGGAAUUCCAGUGGAGGAACUUUUUAAGCUGCUUAAAGAAGGACAUAGAAUGGAUAAGCCUGCCAACUGCACCAAUGAACUCUAUAUGAUGAUGAGAGAUUGCUGGCAUGCAGUACCUUCACAGAGACCCACUUUUAAGCAGUUGGUAGAAGACUUGGAUCGAAUUCUCACUCUCACAACUAAUGAGGAAUACUUGGAUCUCAGUGGACCCCUUGAACAGUAUUCACCCAGUUACCCUGACACUAGGAGUUCAUGUUCCUCAGAGGAACAGAGAGACAAGAACGCUGACCUACCUACCACAAGAAGAAAAAGAUCUUUUCUCCAGGACCCCUAUGUUUCUGUUUGUACAUAUGAUAUAUAUAAGGGAAAAAAAUACUUGGAGGAAAAUAGUCAGAACUUAUGUAAAGAAUUAUAUAAUUUGGAACUCUAAAAUAUUCUGGAAGAAGAAGAAUGUUUAUGGGCCAUGUAUAGAUUCGCUUAACUGCAUCAAUUUUCUGGCUUGUUUUAAGCCAUAAUAGACUUUAUUUGUACAAUGGACCAGUUGGACUUAAGGCAAGCUCUGGGUCUGCCUUUCUUGUUUAUUUUUGUAAAAUUUGGAGAAAAUAUAUGUUGGCACCCACUUAUAGAGCACAAAUGCAGUAUAUAGGUGCUGGAUGUAUGUAAAUAUAUUCAAAAUAUGUAUAAAUAUAUAUAUAUUAUAUUUACAAUGAAUUAUUUUUUGUAUUGAUUUAAAAAUGGAUGCCAAUCCACCUAGCAAAUUAGUCUCUUUUUUAACAGCUAUUUGCUAAAUGCUGUUCUUACACCGAAUUUCUUAAUUUUCACCGUCCAAAGGUGGAAAAUACUUUGCUUUCAGGGAAAAUGGUAUAUCGUUAAUUUAUUAACUAAUUGGUAAUGUACAAAACAAUUAAUCGUUUAUAGGAUUGUUGUUGUUUUUGUAAUUUAAAUGGCAUUUCUAUGCAGGCAGCACAGAGAACUAGUAGAUAUAUUGCUCAGACUUUACUAGUUGUCAGAUCUUUUAAAAAAAAAGAAAUAUUUACAGUAUAUAACUAAUUUUGGGAAUUAAACUUUUGAUUUCUUUGCAUUUUAAACUUCAGUGUCAGAUGAUUGUUCUUCUCAAAACCAAAUCCUUUAACAAGAAGGUAUCUUAUUUUCUCUAUCUUUGAUAAGUAGGUAUCACUAAAGUAAUAAAGUUUAAUAGAACUUCCAAGGCCAAAAUAGCACCAUUACUCUUUGAAAAAAGGAGUGCUUUUAAUGAGUUUCUAAAGUAAAGAAAGACAUUAAGUUGUCUAUAACCAUAGCAGAAAGUACUGCUUUAAAAGGAGCUGAGCUUCUACACUUGAGUUGCACAUACAUCAAAUUAACUGGUAUUGUCUUAAUUGAUUUUGAUAAUAGAUUCCAGAUCUUUUGGCCUAAUAGCAUCUUUUCAGGAUGGUCCUGUAUUGUAACUUAUGUUUAAAGAGAAAAGUUAUAGUGACAAUUUGCCAUUGGAAUAUUACCAUCUUUUUAAGGGAUUAGUUCAUGCUGGCUCCAGAAUAUAUUUCGGAAUCAUUCCAUAAUGUCAGGCAUGGAGCUGGUGUCAAACAAAAUGUUGCUGCAUUUUUUCAAUUGUAUUUAAAAUAAAGUAUUGUGUUUUUACUUUCAAAACACCCACUCACACUGGUAUAGCCAUGCGAUAUGAAUGCAAAUUACACUGCUUUACGUAUUAAAAUUGGGGGGGGGGAAGUAUUAAAAUCUGUUAACUUUUGUACUGACAAUAAAAUGUUUCUACAGAUAUUAAUGUUAACAUUACAAAAUAAAUGUCA